AAACAAGCAGUAGCGACACAGACGGUCACAUUUGAGAGCUUCACCACGAAACUUGGUCAGAGCCUUGUCUACAUCAGUGAAGAACAUCUUCCUCUUAAGCAGCAGGAGUGGAACUCCAGGAUGGAGCAGGAGGAACCACAGCCUCCCCACAUUAAAGACGAAAAGGAGGAGUCACAGCCCCCCCACAUUAAAAAGGAAGAGGAGGCACCCCAGCCUCCUCACAUUAAAGAAGAACAGGAGGAGCCACAACUUCCUAACAUUAAAGAGGAAGGGGACGAUCACAGCAUCAGUCAGGAGGGAGAGCAUCUUGAAGGACUGGAGGAGUUCCCAGAGAUUGGUGGCCCUGUGAAGAGUGAAGAUGAUGAAGGCAAAGGUCAAAGUGAUGAGAAGAGCGAGGUGGAGCCUGCAAGCAGCAGCUCAACUCAUCACAUGACAACAGAAGCUGAUGGAGACCACUGUGGAGGAUCACAAGACAACCUCUUAGCUCCACUAUCAGAUAGUGACGACCAAACGUCAAACUCUCCUGACACUGAUGAUGAAGACUCUGAAGCUGAUAUGACAUGUCACACUGACAACACACGCUGGAAAUGCUCUCAAUGUGACAAAACUUUUGUUUACAAGAGAAAUCUGAAAGUGCACAUGAGACAUCACACAGGAAAGAAACCUUUUAACUGCUCAAUUUGUGGUAAAAGAUUCUCUCAGCAGUCAAAUUUGAAAGUGCAUACAAGAAUACACACUGGAGAGAAACCUUUUCCUUGCAUGACGUGUGGCAAAAGGUUCUCUCGGCGGUCGUGUUUGAAAGAACAUGCAAGAAUACACACUGGCGAUAAACCUUUUCGUUGCACGGUGUGUGGUAAAAGAUUCUGCCAAAAAAGUGUUUUAAAAACACACUUAAGAAUACACACUGGAAAGAAACCUUUUCCUUGCACGGUGUGUGGUAAAAGAUUCUCUAGAAAAGAUGUGUUAAAAAGACACACAAGAAUACACACUGGAGAGAAACCUUUUUCCUGCUCAGUUUGUGGUAAAGAAUUCAUUGAGAAGUCACAUUUGAGAAAACACAAAUACACACACACUGAAGAGAAACCUUUGUUUUGCACGAUAUGUGGUCAAGGAUUCUCUAAAAAACCUCAUUUAAAAAGACACUUAAGCGUACACACUAGAGAGAAACCCUUUCCUUGCACAAUAUGUGGUAAAGGAUUCAAUCAUAAAGGUAACUUAAAAACACACACAAGAAUACACAUGGGAGAAAUAUAUUUUUCCUGCUCCGUUUGCAGUAAAGAAUUCAAUCAUAAAGGUAAUUUAAAAACACACUCAAGAAUACACACUGGAGAGAGACCGUUUCUUUGCAUGGUGUGUGGUAAAGGUUUCUCUCAAAAAAGUGUUUUAAAAAGACACACGAGAAUACACACUGGAGAGAAACCUUUUUCCUGCUCAGUUUGUGGUAAAGAAUUCAUUGAGAAGUCACAUUUGAGAAAACACACAACAAUACACGCUGGAGAGAAAUGUUUUUCCUCCGCAGUUUGUGGUAAAAGUUUCACUCGGAAGAGAGCUUUGACGGCACACACAAGAACACACACUUGAGGAAUAUAAUUAAUUCUUGUUUAAUGUGUGGUCAGCAGAGACUCAUCUUCUCAAAAAAUGUAAUUUUGAUGCGCUGUAUGUCCUUGAUGUAUGGUGAAUUGACAAAGAGCACAGCAUGUUGUGUGAGACUCUGGCUGAGUGUGUUUACACUGUGUUGUGUUUUACCGCUUGUUAAUACAGUAAUUUUUAAUACA
This is a messenger RNA of Dunckerocampus dactyliophorus (ringed pipefish), 1775 nucleotides long. Its product is annotated as gastrula zinc finger protein XlCGF57.1-like. Gene Ontology annotation, molecular function: RNA polymerase II cis-regulatory region sequence-specific DNA binding; DNA-binding transcription factor activity. NCBI's taxonomy places the organism in Eukaryota, Metazoa, Chordata, Actinopteri, Syngnathiformes, Syngnathidae. Bases 121 to 1581 code for a protein of 486 amino acids. The transcript has 2 exons. The record is from RefSeq and is a predicted model, not a curated record. Gene Ontology annotation, biological process: regulation of transcription by RNA polymerase II.